Messenger RNA from Bemisia tabaci, 2926 nucleotides. RefSeq lists its product as uncharacterized. The record is from RefSeq and is a predicted model, not a curated record. Lineage: Eukaryota; Metazoa; Arthropoda; Insecta; Hemiptera; Aleyrodidae.
CAUGUCCUUUCUAUGAAUGGAACGAACAGGAAAUCUUAUCAGUUAACGUUGAGUUUGUUCAUUCUUUCCUGAAAAACUGAAAGUGCAGCGCCUUUCUUGUGGACCUAUGCCACGCAUUCGUAAACAUUCGUUUUAUUUAGUGGGCUAUUUUUAAUUCAAAGCUAAACACUCGUUUACAAGUUAUUUAAUUCGUUUCACUUUCAUAUUUCACGAUGAACAACUUAAUUUUAAGUGGAUUCCCAAUGUGAUUCAUUAAUUAGAGAAAAAAUAGUGCAAAGUGCUAACUUAAAAAAAUAAAAGGCUAAUUUGGAAUAUGGAAUGUCGGAACUAUGACGCGCAAAGCUAAAAGGCAUAGUUUUCAUUGUUGAAUUUACAUUAUAGAUCGAUGUCAAAUCAACUACAAUUUUGAUUAUCCAGCCUUUAUAAAAUAUUUAGGUAACUAGUGUUCACCUCAUUGAAACCUAACCUUAAUAAACGUGUUUAAUCGAUGAACAUUUUAAUUCAUACACUCUAAUCCUAGAGCUAAAAUCAACAUCUUGUGACAAACUCGUGACACACGUUUUGAUCCCUAUAAUCGACAGCGAUUCUCUGUAAUUUUUACCGUAUCUACUCUAUUUGUUUUGAAAACGAAGAUGACAAUCAGGAUAGUCAUGAAACGAAUGGCACUAGUCUUAAACAUGUUUAUGAUUGGCGGACUCUCCUCUCACGCAGGUGCAAACUGGGCAGAGAGGCAUAAACAACAUUUAGUGGGUAGUUGGGCAGAAAAGAAUGGAAGAUUACAGGAGCCAGUCUGGCCAUGGAAAGGAGCUACUAACAGCAAAACCGAGCCAAGUUCAUCCUCCAAGUCUCACACAACGGACGAAAUUGAAAGUCAAAUGAAGCAUCAGUCUCAGGGUCUUUUUCCAUCAAGCUCAGACUUCUCCGAAAUCCGACACAGCAAAGCCUUUGCAGACAAGACGGCAUUCCUCUACGAAUGGUUAACGCACCGACCUAAACAAUGGUACGUGACCGCACCCCCCGGCUUCGGCAAGUCCACCCUAGGGACUAUGGCCGUCCAGUUUCUGAAUGCCUCCGUCGAAAUUGUCAAUGGUGUCGAAAUGUUCCACGACAAGCAAAAAACUGCUGCAUACGAGCUAUUCCAAGGCUUGGAAAUCUUCGAGAUGAAAGAGUUCGUCGACAAGCACUUCCAGAACUACGCGGUUGUUUACCUAGACUUGGCUCCCUUAAGUAAUACCACGGAGGCUACCUUUAAAAUCGACGAAGACUUCCUAUCACAGGACUUUCACAAGUACCUCAAAAUGGUGAUAAGAAAAAUGAUGAGCUAUUAUCCAACCCUUCACCUCCAUCACAACUUGACGCCCGUGGAAAGAGCUACCCUCGAAUGGUACCUUGGGGAGAUGAAAACUGAGGUAACCCCCGUAAAAUUUUGGAAAAGUGCAUCAACGCUGGCGCGACUACUCAGAAAAUGUUUUAAAAAAGACGUCAUUGUUGUAGUGGACUCUUACGACUCACUGUGCAAACCGAAUAUACUUGGGGAUCUAACCAAAAUAGCAGGACCAUAUGUAGCUUCAUACAUCAUUAAUUUCAGUAAGAUGAUAAUCCAAGACGGGCAGUCAAGAGUUCUUUACUUAGGGACAUUUAAGACGAUAGAGCUAAUGCUGCAAAAACCAUCUGACCUACGCUUGCAGAAAAAAACCAUGUAUACUAUUGAACAUACGGAUUUUUAUAGUGACGAACGCAUCGCGAAGUAUUUCGGGCUGUCUAGACGAGAAGUUACCGAUAUUUUGGCGAGGUAUUCAAUGCUGGAUCAUUUCAGCGUGGUGGAUGACCUAUUAGACGGACACGCAGUUCUGAAGUCACCUUUGACUCUUUUCAACACGAAAGCUGUAUUAUCCUACAUUGAAAAUAAGAAUGCUACACCGAGCGCUGUAACUUCACCGUAUACCGCUGAGAUCCUGAGUAAAUAUGGAAAACUGUUCCUCAAUAAAUGGAUCAGUGAUAAGACUACUCAGUGUAUAUUCAAAAAUAAAACUGAAGUCAUGUUUCCUCAUACGGUAAUGCUAAAUUUUGCAAAUUUUGCAAGAAUGAAACAGUUACUCAACAAUAAUACACUUGCCGUUUUUAAGCAAACGCUGAUGUUAGACGAGACCUUAUCGUUCAUCCAUAUUCUACAAUUCCUUGGUUUGAUUUCGACUAUUGACGUAAGGGGUGAUCUUAGCGAUUUUAGAGUUUCAAGUCGUAGUGAUGCUGAGCUCAUGAGUGGAUAUCUGUGUAAUAGUGGGAACGUGCAAGAAUUCUUUAAAGUUAGCGCAGAAGACGAAAUUGGAAUGAUUCGUGCACUAAAAAGUAUCGCACCAGAUAAUGAUUCAAUGCAGAAUUUGGGUGAAGCCGUCCAUAAGAUCGUCAGAGUAAAAGCCCCUGAGGAGGAGUAUCAGUUGAAAUCUUUGAUGGAUGUAUAUUCAAGGAAAGUUGCAAUUUAUAACAGUGAGGAAUUCGGUAUCGAAGCUGGUGUUACAGUCCCUGGUGCAGAGCAUUUAAACGUAGAAAAAAGUGGUGAGCUUGGAUCUCGGGAGAGGAUAGACAUUAUUUUCAUCAAGAAAAAAGAGGGAAGAGGAAUUAUUUUAAAAUCUAGACUUGACAUAAGUGCAACCUCUGUUUUAAAGGAAAUGAUAGAUAACGAGUACUUAAAAAUUUUUGACUCGGAUCCUCGCUUUUCAAAGCUCAAUAUUAAAGAGAAAACUUUAAUUGGGAUUUCCGUGUCGCAAAAUAAAUCAGUGGAAAUUGCAGCAGAAGUGUGGCACGAGAACGAAAGGACGAGUUUAAAACAUGUAGUAUUAAAUAAUUAAUAAACAGUCGUUUUCUGUGAUUUAGACAUUAAGUUCACCAUGGUUCUUCCACAAAUGACUAUUAAAUGUAUUUUCCUGUA